Molecule: messenger RNA, 672 nt
Organism: Belonocnema kinseyi
Lineage: Eukaryota; Metazoa; Arthropoda; Insecta; Hymenoptera; Cynipidae
Product: CDGSH iron-sulfur domain-containing protein 3, mitochondrial
Exons: 2
Coding region: 53-475 (140 amino acids)
Cellular component (GO): intracellular membrane-bounded organelle
Molecular function (GO): 2 iron, 2 sulfur cluster binding
Source: RefSeq, a predicted model, not a curated record
AAAUAUAUCAACACGAUAACACUGCUCCAUUUUCUCUUUCUGCAUUUAAAAAAUGAAUUUAACUUCGGUUAUUAACAAAUUACAGAGAUUGAAUCAACUAGCUUUAUGGAAACAAAGAUAUAUCGCUCGAUAUUCAACUAAAACGGAAGAGCCAGAAAUUCCAAAAAAUCCGUUAAAAGAGGUAUUUAGUGCAAAUAUGCAGAAAGGGAAUGGAGUGAUAUAUGAUAAAAAGCCAUUUAGGAUGAAUUUGGUGGCUGGGAAAAAUUACUCUUGGUGUCUUUGCGGCCAGAGCAAAAAUCAACCUUUGUGCGAUGGCACGCACAAAAAUAUUUUCUUGAAAGUCAAAUUGAGGCCGAUACGUUUCACAGUUCCCGAGACUAAAGAAUAUUGGCUCUGCAAUUGCAAACAGACUUCCAAUCGACCAUUUUGCGAUGGCACGCACUUGAGAGAAGAUAUCCAAGCAUUAAAAAGAUAAUUUAAAGUUGGGCAUACCCGGAUCUUUAAAGAAAUAUCUUCUUAUGCCUUUUGAAAGGAUUGUGUAUGCUAGUUGAUUUUUUUUUUAAACUAGAAAUUCAGGGCUGCACUGUGAGGAGAAUUUGUACACUACUAUAUAAUAAUAGAAUAGUGUAAAUUGUAAAAUAAUAUUCAAGAGAUUAUAUUUCGCAUUAAAUC